Gadus chalcogrammus (walleye pollock) is the source of this 4387-nucleotide messenger RNA. It is a transcript of the gene tbc1d23, whose product is annotated as TBC1 domain family, member 23. The record is from RefSeq and is a predicted model, not a curated record. The transcript has 18 exons. Bases 34 to 2271 code for a protein of 745 amino acids. Gene Ontology annotation, cellular component: trans-Golgi network. NCBI's taxonomy places the organism in Eukaryota, Metazoa, Chordata, Actinopteri, Gadiformes, Gadidae. Gene Ontology annotation, biological process: embryonic brain development; retrograde transport, endosome to Golgi.
UGCUGUGACGUGGCGCGUCAACACAACAAAACGAUGGCGGACGCCGUGGAGGAAGUUCUGCUCGCCACUUGGGACCAGGAUCUGGCCGAGGCCUUGGACUCUGGAUCCGACAUCGAGAUGGAGAAGAACCUGAUCGAGGAGGAGGGGAUCCCGCCUCAACAACGAGCGAAGAUGUGGAAGAUCGCUCUGAACGUGGCUGGGAAGGGUGACAGCCUCUCUCCCUGGGACGGUGUCCUUGACCUCCCCGAGCAGACGCUCAUUCACAACCGCAGCCAGCAGCUGAUCGACCAGCUGGGCGUGUCGGGGCAGGAGCGAGCGGAGCUGGUGUCGGACGUGGAGGCGGUCAUCACCUUCUACUGCAAGUCCAGGAACAUCAGCUUCACGCCGGAGCUGAGCUGGCCCCACCUCCUCAAGCCCCUGCUGGGCCUGCAGCUCCCGCGCAGCGACCUGUACAACUGCUUCUACGCCAUCAUGAACAAAUACAUCCCCAGGGACUGUGUGCAGAAGGGCCGGCCCUUCCACCUGUGCAGCUUGCUGCUGCAGUACCAUGAGCCCGAGCUCUGCUCCUUCCUGGACACCAAGAAGAUCACCCCCGACUCCUACGCCAUCAACUGGCUGGGCAGUCUGUUUGCCAGCCACUGCCUUGCUCCGGUGACCCAGGCCUUGUGGGACAACUACCUCCAGCAGGGCGACCCCUUCCUCGUCUUCUUCCUCAUGCUUGUCAUCCUAGUCAACGCCAAAGAAUCCAUCCUCUCACAGGAAGCCACCAGCAGAGAAGAGAUGAUGAAAAUGCUGGAAGAGUCUCCAGCUCUCCUUGAGACAGAGGACGUUGAGGACCUGAUAUCUCUGGCCCAGUAUUACUACAGCAAGACCCCUCUCUCCCUCCGAAAGGAGAACCAGAACCUGUUUGGCAGCAGUCUGGUGGCCCUGAAGGAGGAGGACAUGGACCUGAGCCAGGCCCUCUGCCUCCCCGUCUCCGUCCCGGAGAUCCUGCAGGCCAACCAGCACCAGCAGGACGGCGUGCGGUUCUUCGUGGUUGACUGUAGACCGGCCGAGCAGUACAACGCCGGACACCUGUCCACCGCCUUCCACCUGGACUCUGACCUGGUCAGUUUCUCCAUCCCUUCUCUCUCUCGCUCUCGCUCUCUCCCUCUCUCCGUCUCUCCCGCUCUCUCUCUCUCUCUCUCGGCCUCUCAAAUUGAAUUCAAAAUAAGGUGCUCUCCACCUCAUUCUCUCGCGCGCCGCUCCUCACAGAUGCUGCGGAACCCGUCGGAGUUUGCGCUGUCGGUCAAGUCCCUGCUGGAGGCCCAGAAGCAGUCCCUGGAGUCGGGCUCGGUGGCCAGCGGGGAGCACCUCUGCUUCAUGGGCAGCGGGCGCGAGGAGGAGGACAUGUACAUGAACAUGGUGCUCGCUCACUUCCUGCAGAAAAACAAGGAAUACGUCAGCAUCGCAAAAGGCGGAUUCAUGGCUCUACAGCAGCACCUGGUGGACAUGAACAUCGAGGGCCUGGACUCGUCCUACCUCCACUGGAUCGUCAGCACCUCAGGGUCCCACAGCAGCCUCAGCUCAGCCGACGGCGAGUCGCUGGGUGGCCCCGGAGACGCCAAGGGGGUCAAGUCUCUGGUCAACAAGAUGACCUUUGCCCUGAAGUCCAAGUCAGUCAACGUCAAGGAGAAGAUGAUCAGCUUCAUCGAGAACACCGCCACACCUGUGGACAGAAUGUCUUUCACUCUGCCCUGGCCAGAGAAGGCUGUCCCAGAUCGGCACGUGAGCAGCAACGACCGGGUGGGUAAGCCCUACAGAGGAGUCAAACCUGUAUUCAGCAUCGGUGACGAGGAGGAGUACGAUACAGACGAAAUCGACAUUUCGUCCACGUCGGAUGACGACCGGAAGGAGAUCAUCAACCUCCAGACGUGGACCAACAAGCCAGACGUCAAGCACCACAUCCCUUGUGACGAGGUGAAGGAGACUGGACACAUGUUCCCCAGCCACCUACUGGUGACGGCCACCCACAUGUUCUGCCUGCGGGAGAUCGCAUCUCGUAAAGGCUUUGCCUACAUCCAGUCCAGACAGGCGCUCAACUCGGUGGUGAAGAUCACCUCAAAGAAGAAGCAUCCGGAACUCAUCACCUUCAAAUUCGGCAACAACAACGCCGCCGCAGGCGUGGAAAUCUCCGCAGUGGAGAGGUAUCUGAUCCCCAACGCUGGCGACGCCACCAAGGUCAUCAAGCAGCAGAUCAUGAAGGUCCUGGACGCCCUGGAGAGCUCCUAAGGAGGUCUGGACGCCAAGGUGUGGGAGGAGGGGGAGACUGCUGGCUCCUCCUGCUCCAGCUCUGUGGUUUCUGCCCACCCCCUCGGGACCGGCCCGUGGACAGGAUGGACUGACCGGUUCCGCUGGUGUGCUGCCUGCUCUUCACAGACUGAGGACCUGUUUGGGGACAGGCUGUGUGUGUGUGUGUGCGCGUGUGUGUUUUGAAAUACUUUACUAGGUGCUCCACGACCCGACCUUCCCACUUUACUUGCUCUUAUUUAAAACUAAAGAUUUAUUUUCUUUUUGACAUUGUGUUCAUUAACAGAGCUCGUUUCAGAUUCAGUUCAACGCAACCAAAUCCCCUCCUGCCUUAAAACCCACUUGUUUCUCUAGUGACGGUUGAACCGGCUGGAUGUGUGUCAGCUAAUCAUCAGCGUACCUAAAGGUCACUGCGUUCUCUUCUCGGUUUACCAUUCAACACCAAUCCUACUGUGGGUUUGGCUGGGCACAAUUCCGGACACUCUGAUUGAUUACGUGUAUUGACAACGGUAUUGCUCUUCAGAGUUAGGUUGUUAUCAUUAAAGGAAGGAGGUUUCCUUUAUAGGUCAGAGGUUAUAGGAAUUAACAAGUUGAUCCGAAACGAGCAUGAUCCUGGAUACAAACGGAAAACUCUAAAGAUGCCCAUCCCAUAAUAGCUGUGGUUGACCGACGGCGCUGGUCUUCUGCCACCUCAACUCUUUUUGAUAUUCUUCUUUUCAGCGCACAGCCUUAAAUAAAGUCAUUUAAGGGUGUUUAUAAAUAUCUCAUGUACAUAGUGCGUGUAAACUACCGUAAUAUCUGAGCAGUAAAAUAAUUUUUGAACCAUCUAAUCAAGAUUAUUCAAGUCUGUUAUUUAGCUGCAGUUUCUAGGACUAAGCAGUCUUUCACGGAGCAAAUUUAAUUUAUUGUCAGCUUUUCAAACAAUGCAAUUAACCACACUAGAACAGAAGCUGUCCCCAUCUCUGGACAACUUGAGUAUUACCAAAUGGAGGUCUGGUCAUGUCACCGAUUGAGCACCAACUAUUUCGGUGCUUUAGUAUUUGCUGCCGAAUUCCAGAACUGGAUUAAUUUUCCACUUGUGUGGGAGAAAGUCUUUAGCAAACGUUAUGCUACCUUUGAUUGUAUUGUACCUGGCCCUCAGACAUAUGCUGUGUUGACUCACUGUGGAAGAAUAUAGCGUAUAGAUUUCUAUAUGCUGUUUAUUAGUCAACUUAUAUAUUAGGACAUAUGCUAUAGUGUCCUUGAAUUGUGUCAUUGAUUCUAUAUUUAAGUGUUUUCACACUUAUUCUUUUCCAGAAAAGAUAAUUUGCUCGCGUUUCAUCAACUUGGCCGUGUUGUUUGCUUUCACGAUCUCGGUUAAUUGUGAGUUGUAAGUAACAUCUGCAAACAGAAAAUAUAGCUCAAUAUAUAACUAGCAUCAUAAGUGUUGAAUGACUGUUUUAUCUCAUUUGUUGCCAUGAGGUGGCAUGGAGGAGUUUCUGAUGGAAAGAUAUUUCGUUCAAUUUCUGAUAAGUUAGAUGGAAAAAAGUGGUGAUUAAAUGGUCUCCCAUAACAUAGCAUUCCUGUGUAAUCAAUGCAUCGUGUUGUAAUUUGUUAUGUGAUUUGUUCAGUAUUUACUUGAAUAUGCUUGACUGGUCGACGUCUUUACGGUUGAGAACAUUUCCCUUCCCCAUCGUUUGAAAAAACAUGGCGUCGGUCACCGCUCAUCCAACGGCCGCUUAACCUUUGCAUUCUCCUGUAUAUUUUGCACUUAACUUAACUGUUCUUUUCUAAUAAACUUUGUUUUUAAUAAAUUGAUAGUUAUUCAACAAUGGGUAUGAAUACCUCAUUUUAAUUCAUGAGUUACUACAUGUAAGUUUGUAAUGCCAUCAUUAAUUGACCUACACUAGGCUAACGUUACAGCAACCUAGCUUCUAGCGGGUCCAAUCCCGUCCGUUAUACAUUCCUUUCUUGCAUAUUAUCUCACUGGCAUGGGAAAAUUUUAUUUGAUGAAUUUACACAAAUAAAUCUGUAGUUAGCAUCAUUACCGAUAGCAUAUUGGAAAUGUGUGUCUGUAUCUUUAGAGAAUCACAAUUCAACACAUUUAAAUAUUGACAUU